Molecule: messenger RNA, 9240 nt
Organism: Closterium sp. NIES-65
Lineage: Eukaryota; Viridiplantae; Streptophyta; Zygnematophyceae; Desmidiales; Closteriaceae
Source: the annotation of a GenBank genome assembly
AUGCGCGCCACGGCCACGUGGCAACGCGUCCUUACCUCCGUGUGCUCACGUUUCCUUCGUUCUCAUGAUCCCUCAUUAUGCCCGCCUGUCCCUGUCCGCGCUGCCUCCCUUCCACCCGCCCGCACCAGCAGCGCAUUGGCGGCGGGUGACGAUCGCAGCGCGUGCGCGGCGGAACUGCUGCGAUUCCUGGAGGAGGGCGGGGACGUAUUCGACUUCCCCUUCUCCGCCCGCCUGCCGUCCCCCCUCCUGCUGCCGCUCUCCCCCGCCUCCUCCCCGUCCCCCUCUCCCCCACCCUCUGCGCCCACCCGGUUCGACCUUCCGACGUGCCCCAGGUGCGCUCACGCCCCUCAUGCCCCAAUCGUCCCCCAGGUGCGCUCACGCCCCUCAUGCCCCAAUCGUCCCCCAGGUGCGCAGCCCACUUGUGGUGAACUGUGGACUUUUAGAGAGCACUGCAACCAUGCGCUCUCCAUUCACCCCCACCGCGCCACACAUGCACUCCUUUGGCUCUGCUUGCUAAGAGCUUCCUGUCCCUCCCUGCCUCUGCCGCACGUCCACUUGCCUGUCUUCACUGCGCUGCCCUCUGCUCUGCUCCCUCCGUCCUGCCAUGCCCCCUGCCGCGCCCCCAUCCCCGUUGAGGUCACCCUCCCCGCCAGCCCCCCUGGUGGUUCCGCGCAAGGGGAGCUGGGGGAGGGGAAGCGGGGAGAGGGGAGCGGAGGGGGCGCGGGUGGUAGCAGGGGUGGCAGGGAGGGGGCGCAGGAGGAGAGAGGGCAAGGGGAGGGAGGGGUGGAUGGGUGGCGGUCGGGCAUUGGAGGGAUGGAGCGAGGGAGGAAGAGGGGGAGGGAGGAGGAGGGGGCGGAGGGCGAGAGCAGCAGCCGCAUGUACGAGGUGGGGCGUGCCCACUCACAAGCACACGCGCUGCCUGCUGGGGAGGCGGGUGGCGCGUCAGAAAUCCAAAGGGAGAUGGGAGCUGGCACUGGUGGUGCCGGCAGUGGCAAUGCAUCCAGAGACCCUCUCGGGCUGCUGCUCACACAGCAGCGUGCCCCUCCACCCACCCCCCACGCGCCCCUGUCGCACGUGCCCGUGCCCAUCCCCAUGCCCGACCCCUCCUCUGUGCCCAUCCCCACCGUCUCCUCCUCCUCCGCCCUCGCCGCCUCCCCCUCCGCCCUCGCCCCCUCGCUGCCCUCGCUGCCCUCCCUCGCCUCGCUCUCCUCUCUCCUGCCUGAUGCUCUGGAGGGAGCGCGGACUGACGCGGGUCGGUGUGUUGCGGUAGGUACAGGGCGUGGUAAGACAGUGAGAGAGGGUGGUGGGGCAGUGACACAUACUUACCCAUUCUCCUCCACUCUCUCCGCCCCCCACCUCCCCCUUCCUCAGGCCAACCGUUGCCUGCUCGCUGCAGCUUCCCCUACUGCCACCACCUCUGCUGCUGCUGCUGCUGGCGGCACUGGCAGCACAGAGGCAGGCAUAGGGGGCGCAUGGAGGGAGAUGGGGAUGGGCGAGGAGGGCGGGGCAGAGAAGGGAGACGCAUGGAGGGUGCGGGCGGGGGGCAGCAGUCAGUGGGACUACGUGUUGCAGGAGAUGGCAUGGCUCGCCCUUGAUUUCCAACAGGAGCGGCUGUGGAAGAGAGCAGCGGCGAGCCACCUAGCCACUUGUGCACAGAGGGUGGGCAGGGAGAGGGCGGAAGGUGCAGGCGAGGGGAGGGCGGGGCAUGAGCCGAUGCAUGGACGAGGAGGGGAAGAGGAGAGGAGAGGGGAGCGAAGUGACGAGGGAAGGGAGGAGGAAAGCAAGGCAGGUUGGAGAAGCUGUGGUGCUGCUAUUGCUCGCCCUCUCUCCUCGGGGCAAGGCCAGCGGACACCACGCGAUGGUGGCGGGCCGAGGAACCGGAAGCAAGAGGAGGGGGCGUAUGGGGACGUGGAGGGGAAGGGCGCGGGGAGAAAAGCGAGGGUUCAAGUGGAGGUGCCAGGGGGAGAGGCUGGCAGAGGGGCAGCGGAAAAAGGGGCAGAGGGGCGACGGGCGGAGGGGGAAGGGGGCAUGGAGGGAGGGGCAGAGGGUGGAAGCGGCGCAGCAGAGAGAGGGGCGAGUGCACCGGUGACGCCAGAGAGGGAGGAGGGCCGAGGGGCGGACAUGAGCUGCAGUGACUGGUGGUCGUGGGUGGACGAGGUGAGGGGCGCGGUGAAAGAGGGGCGAGGUGAGGGGCGAGGUGAGGGGCGAGGUGAGGGGCGAGGUGAUGAUGGGGUGAUGGUCCCCUCCCCCCCCUCCCUCCCUCCCUCCCUCCCUCCCUCCCUCCCUCCCUCCCUCCCUCCCUCCCUCCCUCCCUCCCUCCCUCCCUCCCUCCCUCCCUCCCUCCCUCCCUCCCUCCCUCCCUCCCUCCCUCCUUCCCUCCUCUUCCCCGCGGGCCUCCCUCCUCCUCUCUCUCCCCCGCUACACCUCCGCCUCUUCCCAUGCCGCCUUACCCAUGUACGCCUUUCCACCCCAUGUACGGCUUUUCUGCCCAUGUACCGCCCACGUAUGCCUUUUCUGCCCAUGUACCGCCCACGUAUGCCUUUUCUGCCCAUGUACCGCCCACGUAUGCCUUUUCUGCCCAUGUACCGCCCACGUAUGCCUUUUCUGCCCAUGUACCGCCCACAUAUGCCUUUUCUGCCCAUGUACCGCCCAUGUAUGCCUUUUCUGCCCAUGUACCGCCCACAUAUGCCUUUUCUGCCCAUGUACCGCCCACAUAUGCCUUUUCUGCCCAUGUACCGCCCACGUAUGCCUUUUCUGCCCAUGUACCGCCCACGUAUGCCUUUUCUGCCCAUGUACCGCCCACGUAUGCCUUUUCUGCCCAUGUACCGCCCACGUAUGCCUUUUCUGCCCAUGUACCGCCCACAUAUGCCUUUUCUGCCCAUGUACCGCCCACAUAUGCCUUUUCUGCCCAUGUACCGCCCACAUAUGCCUUUUCUGCCCAUGUACCGCCCAUGUAUGCCUUUUCUGCCCAUGUACCGCCCACAUAUGCCUUUUCUGCCCAUGUACCGCCCACGUAUGCCUUUUCUGCCCAUGUACCGCCCACGUAUGCCUUUUCUGCCCAUGUACCGCCCACAUAUGCCUUUUCUGCCCAUGUACCGCCCAUGUAUGCCUUUUCUGCCCAUGUACCGCCCACAUAUGCCUUUUCUGCCCAUGUACCGCCCAUGUAUGCCUUUUCUGCCCAUGUACCGCCCAUGUAUGCCUUUUCUGCCCAUGUACCGCCCACAUAUGCCUUUUCUGCCCAUGUACCGCCCACGUAUGCCUUUUCUGCCCAUGUACCGCCCACAUAUGCCUUUUCUGCCCAUGUACCGCCCAUGUAUGCCUUUUCUGCCCAUGUACCGCCCACAUAUGCCUUUUCUGCCCAUGUACCGCCCAUGUAUGCCUUUUCUGCCCAUGUACCGCCCACGUAUGCCUUUUCUGCCCAUGUACCGCCCACGUAUGCCUUUUCUGCCCAUGUACGCCCGCCUUGCAUCUGCUGUUCAUGCCCAUCCUCCCAUCUCUCUCUUCCACCCCCUCGUUCCCUCUUCUUGCGCCCUCCCUUCUGCCCUCAGCUACAUUCCCUUCUCACCACUAUCUGCCCCUCUCGACCACAUGACACUCCCCCCUGCCUCUUCCCCCGACCCCUUCCCCCUCCUCCUCCCUGACUUCCUCCUCUCCCCCUCCCCCUCUCACCCCCUCCCCUCGCUCCACCCGUCCCCCUCUCCCCACCUCUCGUCCCAACCCCAUGCAUCUAUCCCCAUCCACCCUCCCUCCGCCUCACCCCUCCCUGCUGCCACUGCCCCUUUUGCUGCCGGGUCUGCUUCCAUGUUGGAUGGCCCAGUGGGGCUGGGCGGGCGGGCAGGGGUAGCUGUGAAGGAAGAAGGGUAUUUAGGUGGGGGGACAGAGAAAUGGGGAGAGGACAAGGGGAGGGAGGACAUGGGGAGGGCAGGUGGGCAAGAGGUGGUGGGGGGAGUGAGCGGCGCAAGGGAGGGGGAGGAGGGGGUGCUCGAGAGGGCGGUGGCAGUGGGGGUGCAGGGGCAGAAGCAGCAGCAGGGGGGUGUUGGUGCAGUGGGGCACAAGGGGCAGCAGAUAGCGCAGAGGCAGCAGGGGAAGAAGCAGGUGCAGGUGAGGCAGCGACCCCUCACACAGCUGCAGCAGCGCAAAGAGGGCGAAGCAGGGGGAGACGGCUUGUGUGGGGAGAGAGAGGGGGAGGCGGAGGGGUGGGCGGAGGUGAGGAGGAGUGAUGGGGACUCUGGUGAGCCGAGUGCGAUGCUAUUGGCGGGGCAGAAACAAGCAGGGCAGGCAGCAGGGGGCGCAGGGCAGCACGGCGCAAUGGCGGGAGAUGGGGAGACGGGCGGGGUGAGUGUUGCAAGGGUGGGGGGCGAAGGGGCGGGUGCAGGGAUGCAGGGAGUGGGGGCACAGGAUGGGGGGAAGGCGCAGCUGGCUCAGGGCAGUGGUGCAUUGGGGGCAGGGGGUGCAGUUGAGGCGGCACAGCUAGCAGGGAGCGCAGGCCCGGGCAGAGGGGGGUUGGGCAGAGGAGGGUUGGGCAGAGGGCAAGGUAUGAAAGGCGUGGGGGCGAAGGGAGGGGGCGAGGGGCGAGGACGUGGAACAGGGGCAGGGAGGGGGCUGGGUGGGACGAAGGUGGGUGGCAUGGGGAGGGGGGGCAAGGGGAAGCAGCAGGGGGAGGGGCGCGGGCAGAAGGGGAAGGCAUUGGGAGUGGGGGAGAGAGGGGGUGCUAGUGUGGAAGGGGAAGGGGCAAUGCAGCAAUGCGCAUGGGGUGGGAAGCAAGGGCAGGGCGUGGCCGCAAGGGAGGCUGCAGCAGCAGCAGGAGGGGGAGGGGGAGGGGGAGGGAAGGCGGGCAGCAAGGAUGGUGGCAUGUUGGCUGCGUCUCCCUCCGCUGACCGCUCUUCCCAGGACAUGGCGGGUGGCAGAGGCGAGGGAGAGGUGGAGGGGGGCGCGGAGCAGCAAGGCAUGGGUGGUGGGCAGAGGGGGGUGGGAGUUGCGAUUAGUGCUGAUGCGGGAGCAAGCAGUGUGGGUGGUGGGGUUGGGGGUGGGGGUGGGGGUGGGGGUGGGGGUGGGGGUGGUGAGGGAGGCAGUGUGUGCAGCCCAGCAGUGGGAGCAGCGGCGGCAACAACAGCAGCAGGGGAUGCUGCUGCUGUGGCUGGCAAGCAACGCCAGCGCCCAUCUGCUCACCGCAAGCCCAAGGGUCCUCCUGCUUCCCCAAAGGUCACAUGUGCGCCCUCUGCCAGCCCCGCCCUCCCUCCUCGCCUGGCUGCUUCUGCUCCCUCCGACGCCACUGCUGCUGCUGAUGGCGCGGCAUUGGCCACAGCCACUGGCUCUCAGCCUGCUGCGAUAACACCCUCGCUGCACCCCCACACCCAUGUGCUCGCUGGGGCGAGGAAGCAGGGGCAGGCAGAGGGCGGGGAGGGGGGAAGGCUGGAGACGGAUGGUAGAGAUGGGGAGGCAUGGGCGGAAGGCAUGGGGCGGGCCGAUGGCGAGGUGGGCGGCGGGAGGAGGGACGUGGCGGCGGGUGGCAUGGGCAGGGAGGCGAAGAAGAAAGGCAGCAAGCGACAGUCGGUGAGUGGCAGCAGGCAGGGAGACAUUCUAGGAGCGCACGCCCUGCCACCUGCCACCACACCCUCGCAAGUGGAGGCAGCAGGCGCUCUCCCUCUGCCGCCCGCCCAUGGCGAUGUGCUGGGCGGGUCCCCGGGCAGCAUGGACCUCGCUGCUGCACGCGUGCCUGGCAGCGAUGUUGCUGAUGAUGCUGAUGGUGCUGAUGACGCCCUGCCAUGGUCUCCCAUGGAGGAGCAGGUGCGUGCAUGCCAUGACAUGGCCAUGGCCAUGGUGUCACAUGCCUCGUUCGUGCUACUGGCAAUGGUGAGCGACCUGGGCACCAACUGGCGCCUUCUUAAUCGCAAUGCCCCCCCUUCCCGCCCCUCCCUCCCCAUGGUGUGCCCUCCCUGGCAGGUGCUACUGGCAGUGGUGAGCGACCUGGGCACCAACUGGCGCCUUGUCACCGAUGUGCUGCUCUCCAUCACGCACCUCACUGGCGUGUAUCGCAGUCCCAGUCAGUGUGAGCGCCGUCACAGCGCCCUCCUCUCCUCGCCCCCUGUCCCCUCCUCUGCGCCCUUAAAGUUGGAGGCACAGGAGUUGAAGCAGCAGGUGCAGCCACACGCCUCUCACCUCCUCGUCCUCUCCAACGUCGCUGCCUCCUCGCCCUCCGCGCCCAUGCCACCCAGCCCCUUGGAUCUCAGCAGCAGCCCCCCGCUCCCACCAGUUGAUGCACCCACGCUCGCUCUCACUACUGCUGCUGCUGCCACAUAUGCUGCCUCGGGAGCCACACUGCCAGCCGCCACCAUUGCAACAGCAGCAGCGGCAGCAGGGGCUGGCAGUGCCCCCAUGCAAGUGUCCUCUGCUGCCACUGCUGCCCCUACCAUGGCCUCACCGACACCUGCUGCAAUGGCUGCCACAAAAACAGGCACUGCCACUGCACACUCUGCUUCUCCCUCCGCCCCUGCUGCCUCCCCCUCCCUCCAUGCAUCUUCCACUCUCCACACUGCCUCUGCUGGAGCCGCUCCCACUGCCACUACUCCGUAUGGUAACCAGACGGCCAUGGGACACAGUAACCAGACGGGCAUGGCACAUGGUAACCAGACGGGCAUGGCACAUGGUAACCAGACGGGCAUGGCACAUGGUAACCAGACGGGCAUGGCACAUGGUAACCAGACGGGCAUGGCACAUGGUAACCAGACGUCCAUGGCACAUGGUAACCAGACGUCCAUGGCACAUGGUAACCAGACGUCCAUGGCACACAGUCAUGGUGGGAGCAUGUCACAAGCCUCUAUGCAUGGCCAUGGCCGCUCAUCUCCUCACGGGCAGUCGGCACUGCCAUUCCCCCAGUCCCCUGCACAUGCGCACCCACAUGCCUCUGCCCUCCCGCCAUCGUCCACACCCCACGCCCCUUCGCCUACAACCGCCCCGCCACAUGGCCCCCCAAGGGCUCCUGCUGCUGGGGGCGUAGCUAAGGGACCGUCAGCGCCCGUGGGGGGCACAGGGGGGCGCAGCGCGGGUGGUGGUGCAGGUCGGGGGGCUGGUGGGAAUGUGCAGGGGGGCAGAGGAAGGGGUGCGGAGGUGGCGGGGAUUGCAUUGCCGGGCAGCAAAGCGACAGUGCCUCUCAGUCAAUGCUUGCCAGGCCUCCCGUCCCUGCCCACUCCUCCCUCUCUCCCCGCCCCUCCCUCUCUCCCCACUGCCACCUCUCUCCCUACCCCCCCAUCACUCCACACAGCACAGACGGUGGGUGCCCUACCUCAUUCUGCUCCCGCCCAUGCUCCUGCCACACUCCCUGCCUCCUCUGCUCCUCCACCCUCUUCCCUGCCCCCGUCUCCCGUUACUGCUGUGCCUUCCGCUGCCACCGUGUGUGCCACUGCUGCCAUGCCUGCCACUGCUGCCCCGGCCACUGCUGCCGUGCCGUCUACUGCUGCCCCGGCCACUGGCAACCGAACUGUGCCAUUGGCCUCUGCUGUCCCCUCCUCCCAGCUGCCUGCUGUCGCCUCCUCCCAGCUGCCUGCUGUCGCCUCCUCCCAGCUGCCUGCUGUCGCCUCCUCCCAGCGGCCUUCUGUCGCCUCCUCCCAGCAGCCUUCUGUCGCCUCCUCCCAGCGGCCUUCUGUCGCCUCCUCCCAGCAGCCUUCUGUCGCCUCCUCCCAGCAGCCUUCUGUCGCCUCCUCCCAGCUGCCUGCUGUCGCCUCCUCCCAGCGGCCUUCUGUCGCCUCCUCCCAGCAGCCUUCUGUCGCCUCCUCCCAGCAGCCUUCUGUCGCCUCCUCCCAGCAGCCUUCUGUCGCCUCCUCCCAGCAGCCUUCUGUCGCCUCCUCCCAGCAGCCUUCUGUCGCCUCCUCCCAGUCACCCCUGGGCCGUGGAAGCAGCGGUCAUGCGGCGAGUGCAGGAGGGGUGGGCAGAGGCAGGGGCGCGCCAGUCACAGGGCGUACCCAACCGCGCGGCUCCCCCAUUAUCAACCGCACUUCCCUCCCCUUCCCCCGCGUGCAUUGCCCCCCUGCGCGCACCCUUAUCCCCUCUCCCCUUUUCUCCCUCAUCUCAUCAUCCCUCCACCUGUUCUCUCAUCGCGACCCCCACCGAACUAACUCCUGCCCGCGUAGCGUCUCCACACCACCCAUCCCUGAAAUGGCGGGUGCUCUUGCCCUGCGCGUCCCCGUGGCGGCGGCAGCCGUGCCGGCCGCCGGCCUGACUCAACCCGCUGUACACUCCCUAAGGCGCGCCGCACUCGUGCCGCUGCGUGUACGUCAAGCCGCCUCACUCGCCGCGCAGCAGCAGGCGAAGCGCGGUGCCGUAGUAGCGCCGCGCAACGUGGCAAUGGCUGAUUCGCUGACGGCGGAGGAGGAGGGCGCGGCGCGUCAGUCGUACCCGGCGGGCGUGCAUCGGUACGAGGCGAUGGUGGUGCUGCGACCCGACCUCACGGAGGACGAACGCGUCGCGCUCACCGAGCGAUACGAAGAGGUGUGUCGCAGGGAUGGAGGGAUGCGACGAGGUGCGUCGCAGGGACGGAACGAUGCGACGAGGUGCGUCGCAGGGACGGAACGAUGCGACGAGGUGCGUCGCAGGGACGGAACGAUUCGACGACGUGCGUCGCCGUCGCGCGACUGUGCGCGCAUUCCGCUUUCCCCUGUUAGCCCUUCACGACCCGGCCCUCUGUCGGUCAUUCGCUUGUACGAACCCCGACUGUGCCGUGUUUCUUGCUUCUCUCCCUUCGCCCUCGCAAUUUUCCCCUGUCUUCCCGCUCACUCUUCCCCGUGUAUACGCACCCCUCUCGUCUGCACUCACUUCAUGUGCACUCCCCUCAUGCGCACUCCCCUCAUGCGCACUCCCCUCAUGCGCACUCCCCUCAUGCGCACUCCCCUCAUGCGCACUUCCCUUCUGCGCACUACCCGCAUCGGCACUCCCCUCAAGCACACGUCUCUCAUGCAUCCUUCCCCCCUUCCGCUCCCCCUCCCCCCUCCCCCCCCCCACUUUCCGCACGUGCAGUUUCUCGUGGCGGGCGGCGCACUGGACGUGGAGAUCUUCAACCGCGGCAUGCAGCCUUUGGCGUAUAGCAUAAAGACAAAGAACAUGGGCGGCGUGAUGAGCCGCUACCUGGACGGCAUCUUCUUCCUGUUCAUCUUCGCCGCGCGCUCCGAAGCGCAGGUGAAUCUGCAGCAGCGCCUCAACCGCGACGAUGACGUCAUCCGCUCCACCACCUUCCGCCUCAAGGCGUGA